Prionailurus viverrinus (fishing cat) is the source of this 1683-nucleotide messenger RNA. It is a transcript of the gene IFNGR2, whose product is annotated as interferon gamma receptor 2. Gene Ontology annotation, molecular function: protein binding. The transcript is spliced from 7 exons. The record is from RefSeq and is a predicted model, not a curated record. Lineage: Eukaryota; Metazoa; Chordata; Mammalia; Carnivora; Felidae. The coding region runs from base 103 to 1167 and encodes 354 amino acids.
AUGGCCGCCCGGGCGGCGACGUGAGCGGCUCGGCGGACCCCGCGCCGGGGCCGAGCCGCCCCCAGAGCCGCCGCCGAGCCUGCGGCGCGAGAGCCCCGGGCCAUGCGGCCGCCGCCGCUCCUGCCGCGGCUGUCGCUGCUGUCGCUGCUGCUGCUGCUCGGCGGCCGCGGCGCCGCGGCGCCCCCCGCAGACUCUCUUUCCCAGCUGCCUGCUCCUCGAAACCCGAAGGUUCGCCUGUACAAUGCCGAGCAGGUUCUGAGUUGGGAGCCGGUGUCCCUGAGCAAUGACACGAGGCCGGUGGUCUACCAGGUGCAGCAUAAAUACCGUAGUAGCAGUACGUGGUAUGACCUCGGUGACAAGGGGGAGGUAAACUGUAUGAACAUCACCACAACAGAGUGUGACUUCACCCGAAAAGGCAACUCAGUCUUUCUGCGACCGGAAUUCGACACCUUUUUACGUGUUCGAGCGAAGGUAGACGACCUGGUCUCUCCAUGGCUGACAGUGCCUUCUUUCCGGUACUGUAGGAAUGUUACCGUCGGGCCUCCUGAAAACAUUUGGGUGACUCCAGGAGAAGGCUCCCUUAUCAUCAGGCUCUCCUCUCCCUUUGACGUCCAUGCCUUCUCGGCCACUUUUUUGUAUUAUGUCCACUACUGGGAAAAGGCAGGAAUCCCACAGGUUAAAGGCCCUUUCAGGAGCACCUCCAUCGUGUUGAAUGAUUUGAAACCCUUAAGAGAAUACUGUUUACAAGUCAAAGCGCAACUGGUUUGUGAAGAAGGGAACAUCUCUAGACCCGGACACUUAAGCAACGUAUCUUGCUACAAAACAGCGAUGGAUGCCGCCACAAAACUCCAGCAAAUCAUCGUGAUUGCUGUGGGACUCUUUCUGUUCCUGUCGAUGCUGGCGGGGGCCUGUUUCUUCCUGGUCCUGAAAUACAGAGGCCUGGUGAAAUACUGGUUUCACUCUCCACCGAGCAUCCCGUUACAAAUAGAAGAGUAUUUAAAGGACCCGGCUCAGCCUAUCUUGGAGGCCCUGGACAAGGACAGCUCGCCAAAGGAUGAUGCCUGGGACUCUGUGUCCAUUGUUUCAUUUCCAGAGAAGGAGCAAGAAGAUGUUCUCCAGAGUAUUUUGCACCAAAGCCCCGGUCCAGUCCAGCAGCCUGUGGGAUGAGGGCUCUGAGCGGACGAAGCAGCUGAUGUUCGAGUCGUGACUUCACAGAGCCCAGCACUCCAUAUUCCCGUCCCGCCAAGGCCGCCGGUGCCUGGGAAGAUGCUAUGGGUCUCGUAGGGGAGACAAGUUUUUUUUUUUUUCUAGAGUUUUCUAAUCAUACAAGUUUCUAGAAUGAUUCUACAGAGAUAGCCCAGAAUAAUUAAGGUUUCUCUUAAACACUAAAAGGACACAUAAUUGUUAGCAAAAUGGCUCUGGUACGCCUCUGAGGUUUCGUUCGUCGGCAGCGAGGACGCCGGGUCCUCUCCUUGACUCGGGCGGGUGGGCUGCAGCCCCUGGGGCAGGUCAUGUAACCUGUCCCAGGCUGUCCCAAUGAGGGACAUCGAGUAACCCUUCGCCAUAGCCAAUCUCCUGACUUAAAAUGUGAUUAGUCCUGUAAAUAUUUUCCUGGUAAUUUAAGCCUUUUUUUUUUUUUUUUUCAAGCUAGGAAUAAAAGACUUUAACUUUUUCAAAGUAAAA